Messenger RNA from Carassius gibelio (silver crucian carp), 993 nucleotides. RefSeq names its product gastrula zinc finger protein XlCGF7.1. Gene Ontology annotation, molecular function: RNA polymerase II cis-regulatory region sequence-specific DNA binding; DNA-binding transcription factor activity. The coding region runs from base 55 to 774 and encodes 239 amino acids. The transcript is spliced from 2 exons. Gene Ontology annotation, biological process: regulation of transcription by RNA polymerase II. The record is from RefSeq and is a predicted model, not a curated record. NCBI's taxonomy places the organism in Eukaryota, Metazoa, Chordata, Actinopteri, Cypriniformes, Cyprinidae.
UUCUACAUCAGAACAAAUCAACAGUCAACAGUGACAGUAGUGCGUAAUACAAGAAUGGAAAGUGGGUGCAGGAGUGAUCCAGAACCACGAAGAUGGAAAAAUAAAGAUAGUGGAGAGCAAGAACAAAAGUCUUCCAGUUGCUCAGAACCUGAAAACAAGAAAACAGGAUCCCGAAAAAUGUUCCCCUGUCCUCAGUGUGGAAAGAGCUUUACACAAAAAGGAAACCUUAGGAUUCACUUUAGGAUUCACUCUGGAGAGAAGCCUUUUGAAUGUCAUCUGUGUGACAAGAGUUUCGCAGAUCCAAGAAAUCUGAGAGAUCACCGGCUCUCUCACUCUGGAGAAAGAGUGUUCGACUGUGAUCAGUGCGGCAAAAAAUUUAUGUUUGCUGCACACCUGAAGAGACACCUGAGAAUCCAUACAAAUGACAAACCAUACUUGUGCUCCAUUUGUGGACAGAGUUACUCACGCAUGGACCAUUUUAAAGAGCACCAGAAAUUGCAUGCCAAUGUGCGAGCACAUGUGUGCUCUGAGUGUGGGAGUUCCUUUAAUUUAGCCAGCCACUUGAAAGACCACCAAAAACUUCACACUGGAGACAAACCUUACAAGUGUUCACACUGCGGAAAGAGUUUCUCGCAGUCAGGAUCCAUGAAAAAACAUGAGAGGAUUCAUACAGGAGUGAAGCCAUACAUUUGCUCUUCCUGCGGGGGAAACUUCUCUCAGUCAAGUGCCCUGCUGAAUCAUAUAAAAAAACAUUGCCCAAAGUUGUCAAAGUGAGGAAAAAAAAUUAUAAGAGCAGUUUCAUCAAAGUGGAUCAUACAAUAACUGUAGUGAUAAAGUUUGUGCAUUUGUUUUUUUUUUACUAGAACUCACUCGUUCAGUAUUAUUGACAUGAACAAUCGUGUUAAUCUUUAUAUCACUGUUAAAUAAAACACUAUCCUGAUCUGUUCAUAUUUUACAAUUUUGUUUGUUCUUCCAAUAAAAAUGUUAAUUAUC